Molecule: messenger RNA, 1980 nt
Organism: Lolium rigidum
Lineage: Eukaryota; Viridiplantae; Streptophyta; Magnoliopsida; Poales; Poaceae
Product: putative F-box/LRR-repeat/kelch-repeat protein At1g11620
Exons: 6
Coding region: 103-1734 (543 amino acids)
Molecular function (GO): protein binding
Source: RefSeq, a predicted model, not a curated record
GAGAGCCCUCGCAUCGCAUGGCGGCCGCCGCGGAGAUCGCCUGAUCCUAAUCCUGCUCACGGAUUUGCUAGAGCCCAACUGCCUCAGCGUUGCGGGCUCGCUAUGGCCACUGAAGAACCCGAUCCAAAGAGGCGAAUCAGCGAGGAAUGCAUCAUAAACCGCCUCCCCGAAGAUCUCAUUGAGAAGAUAUUUCUGAGCCUUCCGGUGAGCACUCUGCUGAGGUGCGUCGGCGUCUGCAAGCGCUGGCUCAACUUCAUCCGGGAUCCCGAGUUUGUCGCAACACAACUCCGGCAUGCGCACCGGUAUGCCCUUCUAUUCUUCCCGCAAGGUUUGGUUUGGGGCGAGCCCUACCCCAGCGAGGGUAUCCUCAUCGAUGAAACCUGGUCACCGUCUGUAUACGUGUUGCCGGUGAUUGGGCCUGAUGAUUACCUUUUUGGCUCGUGCAAUGGACUUCUUGCCUUAUACACAAACACAUCAACAAUCAAGAUAGCUAACCUUGCAACCCGUGAGUGUCUGUAUCUUGAGAAACCUGCCAAGAAUGCGAGAGGCCACCACUACUCUUUCUACAGCUUUGGAUUCCAUCCCGUGACAAAAGAAUACAAGAUUACACACUUCCUUGCUGAUUCCGUUGAGGGCCGCCCCAGUUAUAAACACUUCAGUGUCAUUCAAGUUUACACGCUUGGUGGUGAGAAAUGGAGAGAUAUCCCAACACCAGAACCUCUUAGCUUGGACAGUGCGAGAACCUCAGGGGUUGUCAGUGUUGAUGGCACAGUGUAUUGGUUGACUCGAGACAAGACAGCUAGCUGGCGGCAUGCAGUCAUGUCCUUUGAUCUCAGUGAUGAAAGUUUUACAACGAUACAACUGCCAGCAGAUUAUUUGGGUCCUCGUAGGUUGUUGAUCAGAGAUAUAGAUGGGAAAUUAUGUAUAGUAACUGCUCAAACUGAUCGCUACGAUUUAAAAAUUCUUCUUGCUGAGCUGCACAUCUGGACACUUGACAACCCAGUAGAGCAAAGGUGGAGCCGGAAGUACAAUAUUAAGAACCCACCAGUUUACAUUCCGGGUCCACAUUUUGGUCAUAGGGGUAGGAUCCUCACACAGAGCAACUUCAGGGCAAGUUCGUACGAGUUGAUUGGUGAGAACUUUGACUAUAGCUUCAGUAAGACAGCACAGCUGUUAGACGUCAGCCCCCGGAGGUUGUACAACAUGCAAUCCUACAUCUGUGUUAAGUCCCUCGUAUGUUUAGAUGCAUACAAGAAGGUUGGCAUUGUGCGUAAACCAAAACAGCAAUUAGGCUGGCAAUCAAAGAAGUGGGAGGCAUGGGAGAAUGAGCGUCGCGAAGUAGAGAAGUUGCGGACCAACGUCCACAAAGAGGAGCAUGACUUAUCUGAACUCGCAGAAAGAGUGGUUAAAAUGUAUCAGGUGUUGGUGGAUAAGCCACUUGCUAUAUCUGAACGUGUACGCACGGAGCUCAAUCAGGUGUUGCACCACAAGCCAGAAAAACCUAAUCAGCCAAGGUUCCUCCGACGGCUUAAUUGGGUGGAACAGAAACGGGACAAGCAGGAGUUACGGUUGCGUUCAUAUAAGAUGAAUCGCAGAAUUCAGGCCAUUUCGCAGGCACAAGAUAACAUCUCUAGUAUUGUAAGAAGUUAUACAUCCGAGCAGGGUGUUUCAACUUCUGGUGUUUCUUCCACUCACGAUAAGAACAAAAAAGAGAACCUUCCGUGUAAAACCUAGCUUUCUUGGGACUAAUGUUCCCAUGUCUUGGAUGUGUGCAACCAUUGCCUGUGCGCUGAUUCACUCUCUUGUUCCAUCAGUUUAUUUAUUUUGUUAAAUUGCACUUUGAGGUUUCUAGUUCUUGAACUGUCUAGCGCACAAUGCUGCAUGGCCCGAGAGAUCCAAUAGGAACAGCGACCUUCCUCAAGCAGAAACAAUCGUGUAAUUGUAGAAAACUCCAUAGUGCAUUUUGUGCUAUUAUGCUUU